CCUUGUGAUCUUUUAAAAUAUUAUGGCAUCUGGAUUUUCAACGGACAGUAGAAAUAAAUGUGAAGGUUGUCAGUCCUACGGCAAAGCCCAUGUCAGCUACAGAAUGGAAGUCAGGCAACAGCUAUGUGACGAAUGCGCAAAGUUACAGGGUCAUCUGAUCAAGGAAGAUGACGAGAGACACUGGUGUUGUGCCAAGCAUCCACAGGAAAUCGCUAAGGUGUUCUGCAUAACCCAUGAUGUCUUUGUCUGCGAGCCAUGUUCCUCGACAGAACAUGAGAAGGGGUGUACUUUGCAGAACACUGUCGAUACGAUGGAGGUCCGGAAAGAAGAGCUGAACUUCCUGGUAGAAGAAGGACGGAAGCGGGAAGGUGAGAUGCUGAAAAGAAGCAGAAUCAUCAAAGACCACGUCACAAAAAUAAAGGCACAUUAUGCCCAGGAGGAGAGGCGGCUUAAGAAGGCAUAUGGUGAUGAGAUAAAGAAAGUUACGGAUAGAUUUGGAGUGCUUAUGAGGGAACUGAGAGAAGGAUCCAUAAUCGUUCGGGAGAAAGUGGACAAGCAGAUUGAGGGUGCAGAGAAGGUUUGCAAAGAUAUGUCUGAAAUACACACAAAGGCGGAAGAACUGAUGAAUAGUGAUGAACUUUCUGCAAGUGAGUUCACCAACUUUACCCAACAAUGUUGCAGUAUGUUCGAGGGGGAUAUUGAUAUCAGUGUAUCCGACCAUGCUUUGAAAAUUGCUGAGAUGGUGAAAUUCGAGAGAGAAGAAGGUGGGAAAAUAGGACAAAUAAAGAUGCCUGUAGAGAGGUGGGAACUGGAGCGGACAUUCCGUGCGGGACAGAAGGGUAUUUCAUGUAUGAUUGGAUCAAGCAGCAACGAUGACGUGGUCAUCAAGAAUAACUACGAUUCUUCUAUUCGAUUGCUAAACUUUCAAGAUGGCAGAGGUAAGAAAGUCAUUGAAAGUAAGAACUCUCAUGAUUUGUGGAAGUGCAGCUUUCUUGAGGAUGGUCGAAUCGUAGGAGGCUCUUGCGAUGGAGACGUCGUUAUCUUCGACCAGACAUGGAAGCAUAUCAAGACAAUCAGUGUUGUUCUCUCACCAAGUGCUCGGGUAUCAGUAUCUGUUGAUGAAGACGGGAAUGUACUCGCCUCUGCCCUUGGACAGUCUAUGAUUUACAUCAUCAACCCAGAUAAAGGAGAGGUCGUGGGGUCACUAAACAUCAGCAACAAAGCGAUCUACGAGGUUCAAGCGAUAGGAAACAAGAUUGCCAUUCGUACAAGGUGUUCCAAAGGACAAGACGUCUGUGUUCUUGGUUCUGAUGGUGUGGUCAUUUCCACCAUCCAUCUCCACACUAAGGACAUGAGAAGUAUGGUUGUAGAUAGUUCAGGGGACGCCCUCUACGUCAUGUAUCAGGCUUCUCCUCUUACAUGCGCCAUUGAUGUAAUGCCAUUCGGACGAGCUGCUGGAGCAAGGAAGAUAAUUGACUGUUCGUCGACUCCACUUAGUCCAAAUUUUGUUCUUGCAGGCCCGUCUCAAAUUGUGCUGCACAAUGACGGAAAGGUCCUCAUUUACAAGAAAACAGAUCACGGUUUGAGUGAACUCUUGAAUGAUUCUACAUCAAGCUAAGAUACUCUUAAAUCCCCUUUUGAAGAAGAAGUUGCGAACUUAAUGCUUCAUUCCAGAGAUCCUAUAAGGUUUACUUUGGUAUACAUGGUAUUAAUAAAAGUC
Messenger RNA from Lytechinus variegatus (green sea urchin), 1720 nucleotides. RefSeq lists its product as uncharacterized. Gene Ontology annotation, molecular function: zinc ion binding; protein binding; ubiquitin-protein transferase activity. Gene Ontology annotation, biological process: positive regulation of DNA-templated transcription. Lineage: Eukaryota; Metazoa; Echinodermata; Echinoidea; Temnopleuroida; Toxopneustidae. The coding region runs from base 23 to 1618 and encodes 531 amino acids. The transcript has a single exon. Gene Ontology annotation, cellular component: nucleoplasm; chromatin. The record is from RefSeq and is a predicted model, not a curated record.